Messenger RNA from Ananas comosus (pineapple), 611 nucleotides. Its product is annotated as 60S ribosomal protein L37-3-like. Gene Ontology annotation, biological process: translation. The coding region runs from base 133 to 423 and encodes 96 amino acids. The record is from RefSeq and is a predicted model, not a curated record. The transcript has 4 exons. Gene Ontology annotation, cellular component: ribosome; cytosolic large ribosomal subunit. Lineage: Eukaryota; Viridiplantae; Streptophyta; Magnoliopsida; Poales; Bromeliaceae. Gene Ontology annotation, molecular function: structural constituent of ribosome; RNA binding.
CAAUCCUGUAAUUUCACACUUCUGCAUGCAUAGCCGCAUAUAAUGUGCUCUGCUCCGCCUCCGCUCGCUAGGGUUUUGGUUUCGUCGCCGAGCCGUUGACGUGCGGAGGAGCUAAGGAGAGCCCGGAGCGUCAUGGGGAAGGGCACGGGGAGCUUCGGGAAGCGGAGGAACAAGACGCACACUUUGUGCGUCAGGUGCGGACGCAGGAGCUUCCACAUCCAGAAGAGCACCUGCGCCUCUUGUGGCUACCCCGCGGCUCGGAUCCGCAAGUAUAACUGGAGUGUCAAGGCCAUCAGGAGGAAGACCACGGGCACUGGGAGGAUGAGGUACCUUCGUCAUCUGCCUAGAAGAUUCAAGAGCAACUUCAGAGAAGGAACCCAGGCUGCUUCAAGUAAAAAAGGAGCUGCUGUUGCGGCAAGUUAAGCAUACCAUAUUGGCAGUGAAGGUGCGAAGGAGCAUUUAUCUUGGUUAUCCUUUUCUGAUUGUCUUUCUAAGCUAGUAAGAAGAAGAACAUAUGAUGAUGAUUCAAUGCAACUUUUGAAAUUUAUUUAUCCGAUACUUGAACAAAGUUUUUGGCCUAGAUCUAUAACACUUUCCUGCAUUUUACGCUA